GUCGUUAAUAUUUUAGUAUCUUUUGUUAAGAAUUAUUUGGUAAGUUUCCAAAACCGUAUUUCUGGUAUCCCCGGCUACGAACGAACAAAUGUCUAUUGUGCUGGAAUAAACGGAAAUGUCUUUAGAUCAAACCGUUUGCGAAGAUUUAAAGGCGUUUGAGAGACGUCUGACUGAGGUUAUUGCAAGUUUACAACCGGCUACUUUACGAUGGAGAAUGUUGUUAGGUUUUAUCUCAGUUUGUACAGCAGUCGGUGCUUGGCAUUGGUUAACAGAUCCAAAUACAUCGGCAGUUUCUUUCACACAAAGUCUGUGCAAUCAUCCAUUCUUUACUACUGCUAGUAUUAUAUUGGUAAUAUUAUUCAUGAUGGGAGUACAUAGGCGUGUUAUUGCACCUAGUAUAAUAACCCAAAGAGCAAGAAGCGUAUUAGGUGAUUUUAAUAUGAGUUGCGACGAUACAGGGAAGCUAAUACUUAAGCCCAAAAGACCAACGCAUCCUCACGAGACAUGAAAAGACAUUAUGUACAGUGUAUAUAUUAAGUCGUAAGAUCUUUGCAAAUGCCUGGAUUGCUACAUAGGGUGUCCAAAAGGAAUGUAUAUGUCAAACAUAUUUUUAUAUAAUAAUGAAUAUAUUAUUUAUAAUUCGUUCAAUUUUUUUUUUCUUUUUCUUUUUUAAUAAUAUAAAGCAAAUAAUAUCAAAGUAAAUUCUUUUAGGAUUGAUAUAUGUUAGAUUGAAUAUCGUCAAAUUUUAAAUUUCUGAUAUUCUUUUGUAUCGAAAUACUUUCUGAUUACGUAAUACCUGUAAGAUAACAGAUCUUUUUUAUUUUUGUUUUUUUGAUGGAGGGGGGGGGGGAGCAGAAAUUAUCUAAGAAGCAAACAAACAUAUAUUUUUGCUACCGUAAUCGGAGAAAAGAAAAAAAAAGAAAAAGAAGUAUUAUCUAAGUCAGUGCAUACAUUCAUUCUGAACACUCUAAGGAAAAAAAAGAGGGGAAAAAAAAGGAAAAAAAAAAAGGAAAAAGAAAAAAAAAAGAAAAAAGAAAUUGACCGUUUAAUAAAUUCUGUGUAAAGAAUGAAAUAUCACAGAUUCCAUUGAACUGUUAAAAAUAUUCGAAGUUACAUUUUCUUUUUUUUUCUUUCCUUUUUUUCUUUUUUUCUUUUUUUUUUCCUUUUUUUUUUUUUUUUAUUGUUGAUUUUGUGACCUGAAAAUAUUCAUGUACAAAUGACAACGUUUAUUGUAUUUAAUUCUUAAGGAAAUUAUGUUUGUUUGAUACUACUUAUCAAUAUAUGAUCGUUUGAUUUCAUAUAAUUUAAAAA
Molecule: messenger RNA, 1311 nt
Organism: Vespa mandarinia (Asian giant hornet)
Lineage: Eukaryota; Metazoa; Arthropoda; Insecta; Hymenoptera; Vespidae
Gene: Cnep1r2
Product: CTD nuclear envelope phosphatase 1 regulatory subunit 2
Cellular component (GO): Nem1-Spo7 phosphatase complex; cytoplasm
Source: RefSeq, a predicted model, not a curated record